Aphidius gifuensis is the source of this 3677-nucleotide messenger RNA. RefSeq lists its product as uncharacterized. Lineage: Eukaryota; Metazoa; Arthropoda; Insecta; Hymenoptera; Braconidae. The record is from RefSeq and is a predicted model, not a curated record. Bases 182 to 3139 code for a protein of 985 amino acids. The transcript is spliced from 5 exons.
UGUUGUAUAUUAUCGAGCUAUGUUGUCGUGGAUCAAAGAAUCGAGGCAACAGUUUCAAUUAUUUUAUUGUACCUAAGACACCUGCCUCGCGCGUCUUUUUCACGACGUCAAAACACCACAAAGGCAAGGUAAAACCAUGACGUAGCUAAUAAAACGAAACCAUUCAUUGGAAAGAGGAGAUAUGAUAACACAUAAGGGAUUAAAAAUGGAGAAAAUCCAGGCUAUUUUGAUGCUACUUGUUGGAUUAUUUAUAUUCAAUGAAAUUCAAGCUCAAAGUAAUUAUGCAUCACAAGGAAAUAGCAUUGAAUAUCAGCCUGGUUUACCACCAACCACAAUUUUAGAUGGCAAGGUCACUAAACUUGAUGAACUAUCACCAAUAAUAUUUCUCAAUCGUACUAAAGCAUAUUUAAAUUGUGGACAAGGUAGUAUGCAAGUUGAGUUAAAAUUUGAUGAGCCAUUUUAUGGUGUCGCCUACGCUGAUUUUGAUCGUAACAGUGCAUGUAUGGUAAAAGGACGUGGGUUUGCUCAGGCUGAAUUAGAGCUACCUUUAAAAGGAUGUGGAACAAAACAAGAUCCUCAACGAGUAUUUACCAAUAAUAUUGUUGUAAGAUUUCAUCCUGGUUUAGAGAUGGAUGGUGAUGAAGUUAUAACAAUAAUUUGUCGUUAUCCACCUCCAAUAACACCAAAACCAGCUAUUGCCGAAGGAGUAUUACCACCAAUACCAGCUGGUAUAGCUGAACCAACACCAUUAAAACCAUUUCAAAUAUUAUUGACAAUAUGUGCAUUAUUAUUUUUAUCACUACUUUUACUUGGUCUUGGAUGUUCAUAUUUAUGUUUAAAACGUCGUAAUGUACGUGUUAUACAUCGUCAUCCAUUUGAAAGUGCAAGUGGAUCAGAAAUAACAAAAUUAUCAGGUUCAUCACUUGGUAAUAUAUCAAUGUUUGAAGGUUUAAAAAUACCACGUGCACAUGCAUUACUUCAUGCUGCUCCUUCAUCAUCUGGUAGUGAAGCAAAUCUUGUUAUUGAUCAUCAUUCAGAUACAUUACCAAGUGAUUAUCCAAGUGAAAGUCAUUCAGAAGUUGGUAUGGAAGCAAGUAAUGCAUAUGCAUUUGAAGAAAUAAUACAUUCUGGACGUUCAACAACAUCAUUAACACCUGGUUUUUCACAAAUUGAUGAUACAAGAUCAUUUGUUGAUGGUAAUUCAUAUGAUAAUAAAGCAUUUAUACAUAAUCAAGAAAUACAUGCAACAAGUUCAAUGUAUUCAGAAACAAUUGAUGUUGAAACAUCAGCAGCAACAAGUGCAACAGCAUCUGGUAUAUUUAUACCAAGACAUCCAGUUGCAAUACCAAUUGAGCCUAAAUUUGAUGUACAAAUGAGAGUUAAACGUUUACCACCAUCACCACCAAGUCCAUUACCAUCUGAAUCUGAUGCUAGUAUUGCACUUGAAAGAAAUUUAACAACAAUACUUGAACGUGAAGAAACAAGAUCAAUUGAACAUACAACACCAAGAAUGACUAGUUUUUCAUAUGUACCAGAAAUACAUGGACCACCAAGUAAUACAUCAAUAUCACGUCAACAAACACCACCAGUAUACUCAAGAAUAUUAAGAAGACAAGCUGAACGUGAAAAUCUUGAAGCAAUAACAUCAUUAACAUCAUCACAACAAGAUGAUAAAACAUCAAUAAUAAAUAUUAAACGUCCAAGAAUACAAAAAACACAUGAUGAUAAUUUAAUUGAAACACAUACAAUGACAGAAAUAACUGAUUCAUCACAUGCAAAAUAUAGAGUUGCAAGUAUGUUAUCACCAACACCAUCACCAUCAUUACCACCAACACCAAUAUCACCAACACAUAUAUCAAUACAAAAUCGUGGACAAUUACCAGAACAAGUUGAACCACUUGUUGAGCCAAUUGUAUCAUCAAGAAGACCAGAAAUAACAACACAUGAAGUUGAUGAUGUAUUUUUACGUACAGUUACAGAAAAAAAAACAAUUGAAGAUAUUGAAAGACACAGAAGACAAAUAACUGAAUAUCAUGCAAAACCACAACCAGAUACAAAAUGGGAUGUUACUAUUAGAAAUUAUCCAACUGAAGAAUUACCACCACCACCACCACAAUGGGAAAAUUUUUCAGAUAUAAGUUCAGCAUCAAAUUUAACAAUAACAAAUGAUAUUACAAAAUAUAUUGAUGAUGCAGAUUCAACAAUUCAACCAACAUAUAGUCGUGCAGAAAUGCCAUCAAGAUCACCACAUGAUUAUGAUAAUGAAAGUGUUGGUGAUAAUUGGGAAACAUUAUCACGUGUAUUUGAGCCACAAUAUGCUAGUGAAUUAACUGAUAAUGAAAGAGAAAAAUGGAGAAAAGUUAUAACAACUGAAAGUACACUUAGAACAUUACUUACUGAAGCUGUUGUUAAAGAAGAUUAUGAAUUAAUAAGAAAAGAUGAAAGAUAUCAAACAUUAUUUACUCCAACAAAAUGGGAUGUUAUUAUUCGUAUAUUAAGUCCACCAGCAAGUUCAAUUGGUGGUUCAAGUAAAAGUGGUGGUCAAAGAUAUAAACGUGGUAAAGGUUCAGAAUGGGAUAAUAGAUCAAGACGUUCAUCAUUACCAACUUUAUAUGAGUAUGAUAGUGAUGGUGGUACAUCAAUUAGAACUCAUGAUGUACCAGUAUUAUCAUCUGAUGAUAAAGGAAGAAGAUUAAAUUCUGUACGUAGUGGUGGAAGUGAAGUUGAUUUACGAUCAAUGUCAGAAACAAUACGUGAUUUUAAAAUGCAAAGAGAUGAUGUAUCAAUGAGUUCAUUUGAAGCUGAUUCAAUUGUUAGAUCAUCAAGUCAACCAAGUAUUGCUGGUAGAACAACAGCAUCAAAUGAUAAUUGGCAAUUACCAGCUAGAAAUUUAAGACAAUGGGCACCAGAAACAGAAGAACCAGCAAGUUCAAUUGAAACAACACCAAGAACAUUUAGAAGAGGUGAUAGACAUGAAGUUAUAGCUAAUUAUGAUUCAGGCUCAAGACAAAUACCUGGAGGUAUAUCAACUUUUGCUAGAUCAACAAGAUAUUCUGAACGUGAAACUACUAGAAUUGCUGAAGCAUCAAGAUCCACUAAUUGGUUCAAUGAUGAUUCAGAGCCUGAAAUGCAAAUUUAAAACAACUCAACUUGUGUUUCUUUUGAAGAAAAAAAUACGUAUAUAUAUUUGUGAUGAAUGAAAAAAAGAAAUUAUUUAUACAAAUUUAAUAAAAACUAUUUAAUCUUUUUACAAUUUAAAAACACAAAAAAAAAAGAUAUUAAAAUAACAACAAUACUAUUAUAUUUAACAUUAUAUAUUUUGUAGAUUUAAAAAAAAUAAUAUUCGAUUGUUGUUAUUGUAAGAAUUGAAGUUAUUGAUUACAUCAACAUAGAUACACUUGUUAACUAUAAUCACAUACUAUUUUCAUUUGGUAAUAUAAUAUUAUUUUUUUUUCUUUGCAUAAUAGACAAGACUUGAAUUCAAUGACAAAUCUGUAAUGUUUUUUUUUUUUUUAUUAAAAAAAUAAGUGGAAAAAAAAAAAACAAAAUGAAUAAGUAAAUUGGUGUUUUUAUUUUUAUUUUGAACAAGACAAUAAUUGACUGGAUGAGUUUGUAAAAGAAAAAGAAAAUAAAGACAUGAAAUAUAAGUCAAUAAAAUUAUGAUUAAAAAAAAAAAG